This is a messenger RNA of Siniperca chuatsi (mandarin fish), 1792 nucleotides long. Its product is annotated as arrestin red cell-like. The transcript has 14 exons. Gene Ontology annotation, biological process: G protein-coupled receptor internalization; positive regulation of ERK1 and ERK2 cascade; signal transduction. Gene Ontology annotation, molecular function: angiotensin receptor binding. NCBI's taxonomy places the organism in Eukaryota, Metazoa, Chordata, Actinopteri, Centrarchiformes, Sinipercidae. The record is from RefSeq and is a predicted model, not a curated record. Bases 18 to 1352 code for a protein of 444 amino acids. Gene Ontology annotation, cellular component: cytoplasm.
GUGCGGAAACAGGCGGAAUGAUCCCUAAAAGCUGGCAGCAUCAGCGGACAACCGAGACCAACACAGACACAGACCAGCAUAUCUUAGAAAUAGGCUACUGUCCACACAGGACUGAAGAGAUGGGGGACAAAGCGGGUACCAGAGUCUUUAAGAAGUCCAGUCCCAACUGCAAGCUCACAGUUUAUCUAGGGAAGCGAGACUUUGUUGAUCACUUAAACCACAUAGAUCCAGUAGACGGAAUGCUUCUUGUAGACCCAGAGUAUCUGAAAGAUCGAAAAGUGUUUGUGACUCUGACCUGUGCGUUUUGUUACGGUCGGGAGGACAUUGAUGUCCUGGGCCUUUCCUUCCGGAAGGAUCUAUACGUCAGCACCGUCCAGGCCAUCCCUCCUCUGCAGGAGAGAAAGAAGCCUCUGAGCCACCUGCAGGAGAGGCUGCUAAAGAAGCUGGGUCAGCAUGCCUACCCCUUCAACUUCACUAUCCCCCAGAACCUGCCUUGCUCAGUGACCCUCCAGCCAGGCCCAGAGGACACUGGGAAAGCAUGUGGUGUGGACUAUGAGCUUCGAGCAUUCUGUGCCAAGACUGUGGAGGAGAAGAUCCACCAAAGGAACUCGGUGCAUCUGGUGAUCAGGAAGGUUCAAUACGCCCCAGAGAAGCCAGGUCCACAGCCGAUGGUGGAGACCAGUCGCAGCUUCCUGAUGUCAGAUAGAUCUCUACACCUUGAGGCCUCACUGGAUAAGGAGCUGUACUACCAUGGUGAGCCCAUCAGUGUCAAUGUCCAGGUCACCAACAACUCCACUAAGACUGUCAAGAGGGUGAAGAUAUCUGUUCAUCAGUAUGCUGAUAUCUGUCUGUUCUCCACGGCUCAGUAUAAGUGUCCAGUUGCCCAGGUUGAAGAAGAUGACCAGGUUUCUCCCAGCGCCACCUUCUGCCAGGUCUACACUCUGACCCCUAUGCUGGGUGUAAACAGGGAAAAGAGAGGCCUGGCCCUGGAUGGAAAACUAAAGCAUGAAGACACUAACCUGGCCUCCAGCACCAUAGUAAAAGAAGGGACCAACAAGGAGAUGAUGGGCAUCCUGGUUUCCUACAGAGUCAAAGUCAAACUGGUAGUGUCUCGUGGAGGGGAUGUAGCAGUGGAACUUCCUUUUGUCCUGAUGCAUCCCAAACCUACAGACCAGCCCAGCUCCCAACCACAGUCAGUUGCUCCAAAGGCUGAUGCUCCUGUGGAUACAAACCUCAUAGAGUUUGACAUGCAUACUUCUUCUCAGGUUGACGACUUUGUGUUUGAAGACUUUGCUCGCCUGCGGUUAACAGGGAUGAAGGAUGACAAGGAUGAGGAUAAACCCUUCAGUUAGCUGCUCCUCCUUCACCAGCAGAGUUACUUGUCUGAGUCGAAGGUUACACGCAACUCAACCCCAGAACCCAAGAAGAAGAAGAUGAACAGACAGCCAGACUUGUGAGGACAACCUCCUAAGUCUUGCCACAUGCUUUAAUUGUACUAUUUACUCUGUAUGGACUACUAUACGUCUCAUCUUAAGGAGCAGUCAACAAACUAAGAAAUCUGCUGUUUGCUGUCUUACAUAUAUAGACCUAUCAUUAUAUUGAUGAUAGGUCAGUUGUUGUAUUCAGGUAUCAGUGAAUAACAUUAGCAAUAACAGAGGAACCUCUAACUUUUACUGCUUUCUAUUGAUUUGCCCUUAACCUCUUUAUAAUGAAAUAAAUUUAACGCAUGUUUAUAUCUGGAGCAGAACAAGCUAGAGGGCAGUGUUAAAUGAAUAAACAGGUAUUAUUUUAA